Marasmius oreades (fairy-ring Marasmius) is the source of this 1488-nucleotide messenger RNA. RefSeq lists its product as uncharacterized. The transcript has 2 exons. Gene Ontology annotation, cellular component: nucleus. Gene Ontology annotation, molecular function: metal ion binding. The record is from RefSeq and is a predicted model, not a curated record. Bases 501 to 1397 code for a protein of 298 amino acids. NCBI's taxonomy places the organism in Eukaryota, Fungi, Basidiomycota, Agaricomycetes, Agaricales, Marasmiaceae.
CUGUCAUCGUCCCGCCAUGUCUUCGGAAGCCCAGCUGAAGAGCGAAAUCGAAAGGCUAACAGCGACCAUUAAUAAGCACAAGUCCUCCGUCUCUACCCAGCCAACAGCGAACCCAUAUCGAAAAAAUACCUACAUCAACCCCAACCUCAACCCGAAUAAUACAUACACCCGUCCAACCCCCGGCCCUUCCAAACUCACUUCAGCUUAUUCUCAACCUCCGCCUUUUUCCACUAAACCGAAAGAGGUUGUAUUAAAUGGUGUGGCUUUUUCGUCUUCCCGCCGUUCGUUGGUGAGGAAAGACCGUGAGUUCUACUGUCUCAAUCAACAUUACCUCGACAGUCCCGACUAUUUAUCUAGUUCCGAAGCCGACACCUACCAUUCCACCCUCAAGUUCGGCUGUUCAAUCUCAAUACACAAGGAAGUCAGGACAUCUCGUACCAGCAAGUCGUGCCUACAAACCACAUUCUUCACGUGGGCGGCGCGGAGCUAAAAAUCGCAACAUGACUCUGACGAAUGGUCGAAGACCUUAUCAGUCCGUCCGGUUAAUGGAUUCGGGCACAUUUUUAAAUCUAACAAACGUGAACAGAGCUCGACGUAUCAACAAGAAGAUGAAAGCGCUGAACAAGCAAUGUCCGCGAUUCUCAACGACAGGUGCGCCGUCUUCAAUCGACCAACGAAUCAACCCAGAGACAGUCACUCUGAAUGAUAUUCACCUUUCAAUCCUUUGUCUUUCUUUCCGCUGCCUUGUUUUAGGUUCUUGCACCCAUGGCCUUACUUGCAUGUAUCAGCAUGAUCCGUCCAAAGUCGCCAUCUGCUGGAAUUUCCUACAAGACAAUUGCCCCAAUAGUGACGAUACCUGCAACCUCUCGCACGAUCCAACUCCCGAACGCACACCCCUCUGUUUGCAUUUUCUCAACAAAGGUCGCUGUACACGACCGAUUUGCUUGUUCCCGCAUGUCAAUGUUGGACCGCGGCGUGGGGUCUGCCGUGACUUUGCGGUCCUUGGAUAUUGCGAAAAAGGUCUCGAUUGCGAUAAGCAGCAUGUUCGCGAGUGUCCCGACUUUGCUGAGAAGGGUGCCUGUUCAACAAAAGGAUGCAAACUUCCUCAUGUGAUUCGAGCAAAUCGCAACAGGAAGCCGUCAUCGGAAUCAGCAGUAGCAACUUCAACGUCCACUUUAUCCGCCUCUUCUGGUUCUUUGACUGGGACUGAAGGUGAAGACAGUAUACUUCCUCUGACCGCUAAUGAUGCCCAGCUGGGCGAUGAGUACAUCUCACUAACCUUUAAUGAAAGUGAAAGUGAGGAAGAUGAAGAUGAAGAUGAGGAGGAGGAUGAUGAUGAUGAAGAGGAUGAGGGUGAUGAUCCCGACGAUGUCACUGACGUGCCCGUUGUGGGGUAAAGUCAAUCUUCAAAUCUAUAUAUGAGCCGUUUGUACUUCGAUCAUUCCGAAUAUGAAAAGGAUAGUUUUUGGACUUUGGACUAAACUUUCA